Molecule: messenger RNA, 1176 nt
Organism: Clavispora lusitaniae ATCC 42720
Lineage: Eukaryota; Fungi; Ascomycota; Pichiomycetes; Serinales; Metschnikowiaceae
Source: RefSeq, a predicted model, not a curated record
AUGUCUGCUGCUUUGAUCGCCGAUGUGGAGGCUGGUAACCUCCGCAAGAGAAUUUCCGAACAACAGUACAAGGAUACAUUAGAGCAAACUUACGAAGAACUUAAAGCCAAGUAUGGAGACAUCAGCACCAUUAAGUUUGAGCCCGAGAAACACUUGAAGUACUACUCUAGUGAUGAACUUGACCAACACAAGUAUCACAGCACCCGCAGAUUGACCAUGGAGGAGUUGGGCCUCACACACAAGACUCAAAUCUCUCCCAUUGGUGUUUCAGACCCUUUCCCAUUGUUCACAGAAGAGGCCACCGACAUCAUGAAGAUGGAGUGUUUGCAAAAGGAGGUUUUCUUGAAGUACGCCAGAACUUCCUUCAACUCCACCAGUGGCAUGGAUUGCAUUAUCAGACACUACGCCAAAGUCCGCGACGAGGUUGUGACCCCAUUUAUUUACCAGGCCUGGACUCACCCAAAAACAAUCGAGUUGAUUUCCACCAUGGCUGGCGUGGAAUUGGAAAUUGUGAUGGAAUGCGAAAUUGCUCAUGUGAACAUCGGUGUCACAUCUGAAGAAGUUGCUGAACAGCAGAGAAAGGUACGCGCUAGGGAGCAGGCUCUCAGCGGCAAAAGUUCCGGUGAAGACAUUCCUGCCAUUGUUGGCUGGCAUUACGACUCUCCUCCAUUUGUGUGUGUCCUUAUGUUGUCUGACACCACCAACAUGAUCGGGGGAGAGACCUAUCUUCGCAUGGGAGACCAGAAGAUUGCUAAGGUGCCGGGCCCUCAAAAGGGUUCUGCAGCCGUCUUGCAAGGACGCUUGAUUCAACACUUGGCCCCCAAGCCUCUCGGUACUUCGGAGAGAAUCACUAUGGUUACUAGUUUCAGAGCUAAAGAUCCAAACGUGUACGAAGGCUCGGUAUUGAGUACCGUGAAGCCAGAGGUUAACUAUGGAAGCCGUUACCACGACUUCUAUCCUGAAUGGGUGGACUACCGUGCCCGUUUGUUGAGUGAACGUCUUCAAAACUUGGCUAGUGCAGUAAAGGCUGCAGACAAGUUUGAUAAGAAGGCCACCAUUGACUCUUUGAAAUCUAUUGAGGCAUACUUGCGUGCAACAUACACUGAAAUGGAAGUUAGUCCUGAAGAAUGGGCAACCAUCAUGGCGAAAGAAAAGGACAUUACUGUGGCCGCAUAA